Messenger RNA from Durusdinium trenchii, 636 nucleotides. The record is from the annotation of a GenBank genome assembly. NCBI's taxonomy places the organism in Eukaryota, Dinophyceae, Suessiales, Symbiodiniaceae.
AUGGCAGAGACAGCGGAUGAUUGGAGCUUAGCACUAGACCUGGAAGCCCCACCCAUCUACUACAACAAGGCAGACUAUAUCCAGACAGCCUCUGGAAACAAGGUGAGCAGAAAUUCUGUUCUUUGCGGUUCGCAGAACAUCACAUUGGUUGGCAACUCUGUCAUCAAGCCUGGUACGGUCCUCCGUGGGGAUCUCCAACUGCUGAAGAUCGGCAAACAUGUGAUCGUCGGUGAGAACUGCGUCCUGAGACCGUCGCACAAGAAGUACAAGGGCAGCAUCGCCUUCUUCCCGAUGACCAUCGGCGACCACGUGACGGUGGGCGCGGGCAGCGUGGUUUGCGCAGCCUCCAUUGGCUCCUGUGUCAAUAUUGGCGAGAACUGCAUCAUUUCCAAACGCUGUAUCCUCAAGGACAACUCCUUGGUGCUUCCUGACACUAUUCUACCUCCAGACACCAUCGUGCCGCCGCUCACGGUCUUCGGCGGAAAUCCUGGUGUGUACUUGGGAGAUUUACCCGAGUCACAGCUCUUCGUCCAGAAGCAGCAUGCCAUCACGGAAUACAAACGGUUCUUGCCCUCUCAAAAGGGUGCAGGCGCCACCUCGCCCAAGUCGACAAAAGCCAAAGCUGCUUCACCUUGA